AUGAUAAUAGUCCAAGGUACCCUUGCUACACUUCAGCUUCUAAAACUAGGAAUUUGGUCAUGCUUACUUAUAGGAACUAUUACUUUUGGCUGUACAUGUGAUGGGAUUCUUCCAAGCUUUAUACUCUCUAUAAUUCCCCUCAUAAUUGCCUUCAUAAUGAUACCAAUUUUGAUUCAUGUUUUCCUUGACUUUCUAUCUCGAGGCCAAGAUUUAUUUGCUAAGCCUAUUCUUUUAUUCUGGAAUUAUGCAAUUUCUCUAUCAGUUAUAAUAUUUUCUGCUUUAGGCUGCCUAUUUCUUGAUGGGAUUAUAAAAAUUUCGCUCACAAUUAUUUUCAGCCCACUUUGGUUUGCACUUGCGUCCUUAUUUUUAUUUUCUGUGUUUAUAGCUGAAGUACUUAUAGAAAAUGGCUACAAAAGAGCAGCCCUUAUGCUGUUUAUCUGGCCAAUCGCUGGGUAUAUUUUUUCGUUCUUAUGGAUGGGAUAUAUGCUAUUAUAAAUUAUUUUUUGAGAAAUAUAAUUUAAGAAUUGUAUUUUUUUACAUAAAUAAGAGAAAUAAUAGAAGAAGUUUAGCAGAAAUUAUUAAAAUAAGUAUAUAAUAGACACAAAUCCAGAAGCAUUUUUAUUUGCUAUAGCUCCAAUAUUUAUUGCAAAUAUUAUUCACAUAAUUUUAUAUGUGAGAGAGAGAGAUUAUUCUUACUUAGAGGCCUUUAUUCCAGGGCCAAGUCCCAAUUUAUUAAUUUUUCUUUUUCUUUGUUUUCCAUGUUCUUCAUAUAAAUUUCUCUUCAGGCAUCUUUUUUUCCAUCAGUUUUAUCCUUUCCAUCUCCAUCAAUUUUAGAUGGUAGUUUGAAUUCCUGCUCAGUUUCUUCAGAGAAUUUUUUUGAAUUUGUUAUUUCAUUAUUGGUUUGUUCUCUUAAAUUCAUAUCUGUUUGUUCUUGCUUAAUACUUAGUUUGAACUUGAGUUUUUAGAAUUUUUUCGCCCACCGAGACUUUAUAGGAGUAUUUGAAGUUUUCCUGAAUAGGUUCUAAGAGUUUUUCUUGGGAUUUAGCAAAGAAAAAUUGGGCAUUUCAUUUUCAUCUUCUGUUUCUUCAGUUCUAUCAUCUAAUCUAAGCCUUUUCUUUUGAAAAAAAAUCUUUUCUCUGGUCUUUCCUUAGCUUGACACUAUAAUUUUCGUUUCUUUUCAUAAGAUUCAUUGGGUCUAAGGCCAUAAAAUUCGAGUUUUUCUUUUUCGAAUCUGCUGGAAUUGUCUGUGUUUGGAGGGAAGUUUUCAUUAAGAACUGUGCAAAAUUUCACAAAGACUUCUUUUUUCUUCUUUUGGUCAGCUUUUUUGAUAAAUUUCGAAAAGUAAAUUUUCACUGACAAUUGUAAAAAGCUCUUUCUCAUUAGGAAUUUGGAUAGGAUCUGUUUCUGAAUCAUAGUAAAAUAUGAUGCUUGAAGGCAGGAGUUGUAAUUCAGUUUCUUCUGCUCCAAUGAGAGCAGGAAUCGAAAGUGAAAUUUUCCAGCUUUCUUUCCAUUUUAAUAGUUUUUAUAUGUGAAGGAUAUUAGAUUAGAUUAAUUUACAGUUCCCAAUUCAUAGAUCGCUCCAUUUAGCAAUGUGAGGCAGAGUGUUUUCUUCUUGCAGCAUGGGCUGAAACCCUCAGUUUCUCGAUAGUAAUAUCACCAAGGGUCCAAAGGACAUUUCUGGUCAUCACCAUUUUCAACCACAGGACGUCACCUUUUUUUUAAACCAACCCUGAGUUCAGAGACCAGAUCGCUUUAACCAUGAGAGGUACUUUCGACUGGAGACUCACUUGUUGGUGCGCGCGAGCUGUCUAAUUUGCCCCCUUUUAUUGUUGCCCAAAGAAAAACUCAACAGCUUUCGCCAUUUUGGGAAAUCACCAAAGCAGCUUGAGCGGAUAUAAACCAUCCUGCUCCAUAACGGAUCCCCACGGGGCUAGGUACUGCUGGAAAAAAGAGACGCAAUUAACUGUCCUAAGGUUCAGGACUCAAUUUAGCGGAAAAGAGUCCCCACGUCAGACUGAGCAUUACUGAGCCAUAAUUGAAUCCCAAAAAUCACGUUUGGUAUACAUAAAGACACCUCGGUAGGAUUGGCUGCUAGCUCCAUGUCAAAUGACAGUGUCUUUUUUAAUAGUGCACAUUUCAUCGAAAUACAUUUGUUCGAAAAUUUUUAAAUAAUGCGACAUUUGGUCAAAAUUUAACGUGUUUUUUAGGUCAAAUGUCUCACUAUCAAAAAGUCUCAACCAAUUUUCUACCAAAUUUACUUAGGUGAAAUGCACACUAUCAAAGGUGCACGAUCAUUGGCCCUCCACCGAGCUCUCACUUCUAACCAUUUUAUGCAUAUUGUGAAGGAUAUAAUAGAAACAAAAAGCACCACAGGAGCUUUCAAUAUACCGUAAUCUGGCGAUUAAUUUUUUUUUUGAGAUAAUUUUUUUUUAAUGUUUUUAAUAUAAUUAUGUAUAUUAACGCUCAAGAACUUUUGUGCAUAUUAAUGUUGCCUUGCUUUGUAGCAUUACUUACAGCAAAAAUUUAUUCUGCAACUUGGAUACCUUCUUUGACUCUUACAGGGCAUGUAGCAAUAGUGCUUAUAUUCUGCUUUUAUAAAGAUAUACAAAGUUUCUCUGCUAGAAAAGACGAUAAAAAUGCUUAUGAAACGAUCUAUUAA
Blepharisma stoltei is the source of this 2659-nucleotide messenger RNA. The record is from the annotation of a GenBank genome assembly. NCBI's taxonomy places the organism in Eukaryota, Ciliophora, Heterotrichea, Heterotrichida, Blepharismidae.